Agrilus planipennis (emerald ash borer) is the source of this 862-nucleotide messenger RNA. RefSeq names its product receptor-type tyrosine-protein phosphatase alpha-like. Gene Ontology annotation, biological process: protein dephosphorylation. The transcript is spliced from 4 exons. The record is from RefSeq and is a predicted model, not a curated record. Bases 220 to 729 code for a protein of 169 amino acids. Lineage: Eukaryota; Metazoa; Arthropoda; Insecta; Coleoptera; Buprestidae. Gene Ontology annotation, molecular function: protein tyrosine phosphatase activity.
ACUCUUUAUUUUUGUUUCAGGACACCGAAGAUGCUGUCGCCUAUUCUAGUAACAUUAGUGUUAAGAUGUGUUCGCGACUCAAUACUCUAUAAAAAGAUUGUCGUCAAAUCGUGUUAAAAAGCGUUCUCGUUAGUGUUUUUUCGUUGUUUUACUUUCAGUGUUUUUAUUUAUUUGCAAACUUGUUAAAACAAGUGAUCGAAAAUUAAGUCCCUGUUGAAAAUGAUGUCGACUCAAUCCGAGCCACCGAGAAAGACUCACUCGUCAACGACAAAUCAUCGGAAACACAGGUCGCGGUCUACGCCCAGAUUUUCGGAUUCUGAUAAGCCGAAAAAGAAAAGAACUUUAACAGCUGCGACAUCUUUAGUGUCAAUACCCAACACCAUUAAGCUGUCGAUGCUGAACAGCGGACUUUUGUCGACAGAAAAUGAAAAUGGUUCGAUGUUAGCCUCAAUAAAUGAAAAAGCCAUUCCAAUAAAAGAAUUUCCCAAGUUUGUGGAUCAACGGCGGAAAUUUCCGGUCCUUUUCAAGCUAGAAUUUCAGGUUGCCAUAAAAGUGGAGCAGCAUUCUUGCAGGCAUGCGUCCAAAAAGGCAAAUCUAAAGAAGAAUCAAAACCAAAGAUGCAUUCCUUAUGACUACAACCGGGUAGUUUUAGAGAAAGUUGGUGACGAAAAUGAUUCCGAUUACAUAAACGCUUCGUACGUUGACGUAAGUAUAACUACAUAUGUGUAAAAUUUACGUACUAACUGAAAUAGAUGCACACAUGCAACAACUAUCGUUAACGUGUAUUAUAGAAUGCUGUGCGCAUUUUUGGCAACACUUCAAGAAUUUGAUUUUGCUUAACUAUAUAACUAAACAAACAGCA